Messenger RNA from Oikopleura dioica, 513 nucleotides. The record is from the annotation of a GenBank genome assembly. NCBI's taxonomy places the organism in Eukaryota, Metazoa, Chordata, Appendicularia, Copelata, Oikopleuridae.
AUGCUGUCCAAAACGACGAUUCCGAAUGCGACCGACAAACUGGAGGAAAUUGAAGUGGAAGGGACAGAAGUGUACUGCCUUCGAGUUCCCCGCGGAUAUGACAUAAAUUCACUAAAGGGAACAACGAUAUUUAAAACCGAUGACUCUGUCCAGUACCAGAUCGAAGGAACGACCACUGAGCUCUCCAUGAAAAACGACCCGAAUAGAAAUGCGACUCUGAUUAGCGGCCUCGGAGAUGGAGAGAACUGCGUCUGUGUCCCAAUCGCUGGCGAAAUUGAGCUCUCUGCUUUUCCAACACUCCAUGAGCCGAAAGACUUUGAUUACAAGCCGAUGACUGCAAGGCCCGACGUCGAGGAAACCAAAGAUCGAAGCCAACUUGCACUGACGGGAAUGCUUCCUACUCCGAAAAGUGAAUCAAGCAGUAAAGCGAAGAAAAGAAAAUCGAAAAAGUCAGAAGCUCAUGAAGCAGAAACGCCACGCAAGAAGAAGAAAAAAAGUAAAAGCUCAGCGUAA